AACAUAAUCCAUAACUUUUGGACGCUGGAAAGUACAUAUAACACUGGAUCUAAUUAAAGGCGAAAACAGAGGAAGUACUAUCGGCUCGCUUGUGUUCCGGACAAAGAAAUACAGAAGCAUUGAUGUGUACCAGAAAAACAAACUAUCCAAACAAGUGUGUAACGUUAAAAGAGAGACAUAAGGACUUAUUAAAGGAUAAAUUUAGAUUGAGUAAUCUAGAUCCACUGCUGGAAACCAAUGUGUUACUUUGAUUAUGAUCAAGUGAAACUUAAACAUGUAUAAUAGAACGCAGCAACUGCGAAACCUCGCUGAAGGUAUUAAACAGUCGAACGAAUAUACAAGAGACUGUAUCGUAAUUAUACAAGAUGAUGGGAUGCCGCCGUCUCCGAUGGGCGGAGACGAUGAGGAGGGAUUCGAUCCCGAUUUUAAAGAGUAUAUGGCAAAUGUGCAAGAUGCACGUAAACUAAUCGCCUCAAUAGACGAUGGCGCUAAAGCAAUAUGUGCCUUAAUGGAACUGAGCGCCACGGCGGUUACAAGUGAACAGAGCGCAGGAGUUAGCUCGAAGCUCAACGAUCUAAUCGCACAGAUCAAUGAUUCGUGUUCAAAAACGAAGAGUUUGACUACGAAACUACAGAAUGGAAAGGAUAAAGGGACACCUACAGAAAAACGAAUGAGAAAUAAUGCAUACAAUGUAUGUAUUAAACAUUUCCAAAACUCGGUGAAAAGAUACCAAGAUGCACAAAUCGUAUUCAAAAAGGCGAUUAAAGAACGAACAGCAAGACAAAUUCAACUUAUAUAUCCGGAAGCAGACCCAUCGGAACUAGAAAAGGUUAUGGCACCGGGAAACGCCCACAUGGUCCUCGAAAGCGCAGCACGCUCUUCUAUAGUAGGUAACACUAACCUCGUAGAUGCCGUACAAAACAUACAAUCAAAGUAUAAUGAUGUGUUGGCAUUGGAAGAUAGUGUAGAAGAAUUACAUCAAAUGAUGGUGGAACUUGCCGGUGUUGUGAGCUAUCAAGGAGAUCUUAUUGAUCAAGUGGAAUACAACACUAUGAAAGCUGUCGAAUAUACAGAAAAGGCGAACGUUGAAUUGGUAAAAGCAAGAACCAUACGAUUGCGCAACAGUAAACUUAUCAUGUACGUUACUAUCGGACUUACAGGAGUUGGUGUCAUAAUUGCGGUGCCAAUUAUACUCAAAUUCACUUGACCGCAUGGUUUCAGUAAAUCAAACAUCGCCAU
Molecule: messenger RNA, 1239 nt
Organism: Babesia bovis T2Bo
Lineage: Eukaryota; Apicomplexa; Aconoidasida; Piroplasmida; Babesiidae
Product: SNARE domain containing protein
Exons: 2
Coding region: 275-1207 (310 amino acids)
Biological process (GO): intracellular protein transport; vesicle fusion; exocytosis
Cellular component (GO): plasma membrane; endomembrane system; SNARE complex
Molecular function (GO): SNARE binding; SNAP receptor activity
Source: RefSeq, a predicted model, not a curated record